AUGUCAACUGUAGAGGCGUACAAUAAAGUUUGCGCUCCCAUUUUAUUUUUAUCAAAAGUAAUUGGCGUGGAGAUAUGGAACCCAGAGAAGACCUUUUCGCUAGCGUCCUAUGUUCUUAUGACUAACAUGGUGCUGUAUAAUACAUGCUCUGCUUACACGGUGAUUAAACAUGCUGGUGAUCCAUUGCAAAUGAUGAAGAUUAUCAUUAUUUUCGGGAUUGCAUCUCAGUUGAUUUUUAAAUUUUUUACCAGUGUUGCGAAAAAGAAAUCAUUCCAUGCUUUAUUCGAACAGGCGAAGACGAGCAUAUAUUGUGAUUUUCAGAAUGGAACUGUUGAAGAAAAAGCUUUAAUCGAAAAGACAACUAAUUUUUUGAGCCUUGGUUGGAAAAUAAUGUCAGCAUUGUAUUUUUCAUCGUUGUUUAUUUUUGGUGUGUGGCCAGUGUAUGUCUAUUACAGCGAAAAUGAGUUGGUUCCACUGUUUUACUACGAAAUUCCCUAUGUUGAUAUAAAUCAAUCAACAGGAUAUGCACUUACGUUGCUACUGCAUAUUGAUAUAUAUCUUAUGGGUGUCUUUGGAACGAUUCUGGCAGAUUACGCGUUUGUAUUCGUAGCUUUUCAAGCUAUGCUCUUCGUUGAUUUACUAAUAUUGAAUCUAAAACAAUUGGAUAGUAUGCUGAUUUCUACUAAUCGUGAAGACGACCUCGUUACAAAAGCGGAACGGUGGAGAGUUUGUUUGAAAUAUCAUCAACUUGCUACAGAGUAUCUCAACAAUGUCGAAGAUUGUUUCGGUUUGAUAUGUUUAAUCCAAGUUUUUGGCUGUGUGUUCACCAUAUGUGAUUCGAUGGUAAUUCUAGUUUUGACUGAUUGGUAUGCGGCAUACGGAUUUCUGUUGGUUAUAUUCGUGGAGCUUUCGAUUUACUUUCAUUUAGGCAACAUGGUUGAAUUGAAGGUUGAUGAACUCUAUAGUUCUAUUACUUCUUUAUCAUGGAAUUUGCUGACAUUGUCGCAGCAAAAUGAAUUCGCCUUUGUGAUGGCCCGUCAACAAAGAUCACUAAUGUUAACUAUUUUUGGGUUCGCUCCCAUGAAUUAUGAAACUUACACGAGUGUAUUACGGGCGUUGUAUCAAUUCUUCGUAAUAAUAUUGCAGUCUUUGUCGUGA
Molecule: messenger RNA, 1158 nt
Organism: Wyeomyia smithii (pitcher-plant mosquito)
Lineage: Eukaryota; Metazoa; Arthropoda; Insecta; Diptera; Culicidae
Exons: 5
Coding region: 1-1158 (385 amino acids)
Biological process (GO): sensory perception of smell; detection of chemical stimulus involved in sensory perception of smell
Cellular component (GO): plasma membrane
Molecular function (GO): odorant binding; olfactory receptor activity
Source: RefSeq, a predicted model, not a curated record